GCUGCUGAGAAUCGGAAUGUGUGAACUUAACCGCUGCACCACCAGGCCGGCCCCAACCAUGUACAUCUUAACUUAUCAGAAGCAGCUUCAGAUUUAUACUAGCUAGUUCCAAUGCUAUAUAGAAGUGUUACUCCUACAUAGCUGUAUUCCCUUCUCCCCCUCUUUGUGGUAUUUUGUUUUAUAUAUAUAUUACAUCAAUUAAUGUUACACAUCCAACAAUACAUUGUUAUAAUUAUUAAUUUAUCAUCUGUAACCAUCUCCUUAUCUCAAUAUAGCUUUGCUCCUACGCAACUCCUUUUUGCUGUUAUUGGCAAAUGUAUUUCACACAUAUUAAUUUCUAUAUAUUAUAGGCACAACAAUACAUUACAUUAUUUUAUGAAAUUGCUUCUUAAUCAGUUAAGGGCAGGAGAAAAAAUACUCAUUUACACUGUCUUUUAUAAUUAUAUAAAUACCCUUUGUAAUGCUCUUUUGUUUUUUUGUGUGGAUUUGAACUACUGUCUGGAGUCACUUGCCUUCAGCCUGAAGAACUUCUUCUAGUAUUUCUUGUAAGGCAGAUCUGCUAGCACAAAUUCUCUCACUUUGUUUAUUUGGGGAAAUAUUUCACCAAUAUUAUUUUCAUAAGAUGAUUUUGCUGGAUGUAGGAUUCUUGGUUGAAAGGCUUUUUCUCUAGGCAGUUUGAUUAUCUCAUUGUCUUCUGGCCUCUAUUGUUUUUGCUGAGGAGUCAGCUAUUAAUCUUCUUGGUAUUCAUUUUUAAGCAAUGAGUUGUUUUUCUCUUGCUAUUUUCAAGAUUUCUUCCUUGUCUUUUGACUUUCAGUGUCUUUACUCUAACGUGUUUGUUUGUAUAUCUCUUUGCAUUUAUCUUAUUUGGAAUUUGUUGAGCUUCCUGGAUGUGUAGGUUAUAGUUUUUCAACAAAUUCGGGAAGUUUUUAGCCAUUAUUUCUUUGAAUGUAUUUUCUGCUCCUUUUUUCACUCUCCGCUCCUUCUGGUACUCUCAGUAUGCACCUGUUGGUGUGCUGAUUGGCGUCUCACAUUUCUCUGCGACUCUCAAUUUUUCUGUUCUUUGGCUUGCAUGAUCUCUGUCUAUCUUCAAGUUAGCUAAUUCUUUUUUCUGCCAGCUCAAGUCUACCUUUGAGCCCCUAAUAAAGUUAUUUCAGUUAUGGUAUUUUUCAACUCCAGAAUUCCUAUUUGGUUCAUUUUUAUAAUUUCUGACUCACAUCUCUGCUCUAAGAGCUGAACAUCUGUUGAUAUUCUCUAUUUGACACGACUUAUCAUAUCUUCCUUUACUUCACUAAUCAUGCUUUUCUUCAGUUCUGUGAACAUGUUUAUAAAGCUCCCUUAAAUUCUUUUUCUGAUAAAUAUGACAUCUGGUUGCUCUCACAGGCAGUUUUUGUUGCCUGCUAUUUUUCCAGUGCAUGGGGUCACACUUUCCUUGCAUGCAUUGUAAUUUUUUGUUGGAAAGUGGACAUUUUAUAUAAUAUAUUGUAGCAACUCUGGUUACUUGUUUCCUUCCCUCUGCUCCCCCUCCCCCGUCCCACCUUUGUUGUUGUUAUCCACUUGUUUAUUUGUCUAGUGGCUGCUAGAUUACUGUAGAGAAGGGUAUCCUCCCCCCAACUCCUUAAAUUUCUGACGUAGUUACUCUGGCUUUCCAGUAAUUUGGGUAGGGCUCUCUUUCUCUCAUUCCCUGGCCACACCCAGCUGUUAAACUCCAGAAGUUUGCUGGUGGAUUGCUCUAUUAUAUUCAACAAUGUCCUGGGGCAUAAAAUGCUCACUAAAUGAAUCCAAUCAAAUUCUGACCCCUCUGAAGCAACAGUUUACGAGGGCACUGUUUAGGAUUUGUUCUUAUCCCAGGAAGGCAUCCUCCAGCUGUCUUCAUCUCUGGCUCUCUCCUGCAAACUAGCCAGUCCACAAUUCAGCCCACCUGUCAUCUCCUCCUAAUUGCCUAUGACUACCACCUCCGGGUUUUUGAGCGCACCCUUUGCCUUGAAUUUCUCCAAGUUCUGUUCAAAUGAAGCCAGUCCCUUUGGGAAGAGAUUACGAACUAUCUGUUUCAUGGACUGCCUCUCCCCUGAGGCACAAACACUGAGCUAGGCUUUAGGAGCAGGUGGUGGAACAAGCUUCUGAGUCACAUCCCUGCCUGACGUCCUCUCAGCUUCUCUCUUCUGGCUUGAACCAGCGCUUCAGGACCUGGGAACUCUCCCAUUGGAAAGGAUUCUGAAAGAAAUGAAGAAAGCUAUCAGAAAUGAAGUCAGUAGCCUCAAGGCCUUCUGUUGACGGGACUGGCUUUUUCCUGCUGCCGUUCCUUGGAGAGACGCUGUUCAGGAUGUCUGCUGAGGUCAUCCAUCAGGUUGAAGAGGCACUUGAUGAAGACGAGAAGGAGAUGCUUCUAUUUUUGUGCCGGGACGUUGCUGCAGAUGUGGCUCCACUUAACGUCAGGGAUCUUCUGGAUAUUUUAAGAGAGAGAGGAAACCUGUCUCCUGGGGGCUUGGCUGAGCUGCUCUACAGAGUGAGGCGGUUUGACUUGCUCAAGCGCAUCUUGAAGAUGGACAAAACGGCAGUAGAGGCACACCUGCGCAGGCACCCUCGGCUUGUAUCGGACUAUAGGGUGCUGAUGACGGAGAUUGGGGAGGAUUUGGAUAAAUCUGAUGUGUCCUCAUUAAUUUUCCUCAUGAGGGAUUAUAUGGGCCGAAGCAAGAUAGCCAAGGACAAGAGUUUCUUGGAUCUUGUGAUCGAAUUGGAGAAACUAAAUCUGCUUGCUCCAGAUCAGUUGGAUUUAUUAGAAAAAUGCCUAAAGAACAUCCACAGAAUAGACCUGAAGACAAAAAUCCAGAAAUACAGGCAGUCUGCUAUAGCUCCAGGAACAGGAACAAGUUAUGUAAAUGCUCUCCAGGCAUCUCUUCCAAACUUAAGUCUUAAGGAUCCUUCAUAUAACUUAAGGCUCCAGAAUGGGAGAAGUAAGGAACAGAGAGUCAUUGUGGAACAACUUGACACUCAAAAACCAGUGAAGACAUCUGUUCAGGAAUCAGGAGCAUUUUUGCCUCAGCACAUACCAGAACAGAGAUACAAGAUGCAGAGCAAGCCUCUAGGAAUCUGCCUGAUAAUUGACUGCAUCGGCAAUGACACGGGGAUUCUUCGGGACACCUUCACCUCCCUGGGCUAUGAAGUCCAGUCUUUCUUGUAUCUGAGCGUGGACGAUAUAAGGCAGAAUCUUAAGAAAGUUGCCUGCAUGCCCCAGCACCAAGACUACGACAGCUUCGUGUGUGUCCUGGUGAGCCGAGGGGACUCCCAGAGCGUUUUUGGCGUGGAUCCGACGCACUCAGGGUUCCCCUUGGACCAGAUCAGGAGGAUGUUCAUGGCAGAUUCAUGCCCUUCUCUGUUAGGGAAGCCAAAGCUCUUUUUUAUUCAGAAUUAUGUGGUGUCAGAGAGCCAGCUGGAGGACAGCAGUGUCCUGGAGGUGGACGGGCCAGCGGUGAACCAUGUGGAGUCCAGGGCAAGACCGCCUGAGCCCUGCACGCUUCACCGAGAGGCUGACUUCCUCUGGAGCCUGUGCCGAGCCGACGUGUCCCUGCUGGAGCGGCCCACCAGCUCCCCGUCGGUGUACCUGCAGUGCCUCUCCCAGAAACUGUGGCAAGAGAGAAGAUACCCCAUCCUGGAACUGCACAUUGACCUCCACCGCUACGUGUAUGACUGGAACAGCACAGUGUCUGCUAAGGAGAGGUACUCCGUCUGUCUGCAGCACACCCUGAGAAAGAAGCUCAUCUUCUCCUGCAAAUGAAAAGAUCAACACCCGGCUUAUCCCUGCAGUCUCCCUCCAUCACUAACCAGGGCAGAGUUUCCAAGCGAGUGUGUGUGUGACGUAGGUGAGGUGAGGUCCUGGCCGUGCUGAGGCGACCUGUGAGGAGUCACAGGUUGACGGGAAGUCGUGCUUGAACUAUAGCUUCUGAGGUGAAGGUCGUGGCCUCUGUGUUGGGCCAGGUCAGUGUUGGGAAGGAAAUGUCUUUGAGACUUUAGAAACCAGUUACUGGUUGACUUGGGCAUUUCUGGAGUGUGUUGCCUUCCAUGGUAACAAUCAAGAAACCGAGGGCUAAGAAAGAAGCAGUUCGAGUGCUUGCAGUCAAAGAGUUAAUUAGCCCGUGGCCAUCCGUGCUCCAUGUAGAAGGUAAAAUCAGCUAUGACCUGAAAGGAGACCCUUGUUUAAAAUAUCUCUUGAAGGUCUUUAUUUUUUAAUUUAUUUAUUCUUAUGUUGAUUUUAAGUGGAGUGUGUCUGUGUGUGUAUGUUUAUGUAUGUUUUGUCAUGGUCAUUCAGCAAAGGUUCCAAAGCAUGGAAAGAACAAUUUUAUGGCUAUUCAUAAGCACUUAUUUCUACUCUGGAAGUUCUUUUGCCGUCCUUGUGUUAAUGAGUGUGGGACUCCUGAGUGUGUCUGAAUUUCAUGUUGCUGAGGGGCACCAGCAGGAAUAAUGUCUGUGCCUGGACUCAUGAACCAGAAUCUCGUAGUAAUUAUUACAGAGGAAAACUGUUUGACAGGGUUCUGCACACUUUUGUCACUUGUCUUUGGGCUACAUUAUUUUUGUUGACACCAACCAUCAGUCACUCCCCAAGUCCCAAAGAGAAGAUGCUAAGUGUUUGCUUGUGGGUUUGGCUCCCUGGCAAGGGGUGUGGGGUGGAGUAAAGAAGGAUUGGGAUUCCAGGCUCGGGCUGACCAACGGGAGGAAUGAGGCCUUGGCUUCCCUUGGCCACUUCACAGAGCCUCACAGAGAGUGAGAUGAGAGAGCCUUACAGUCAUACCUGGAGAGGCUCUGUGGUGGCCUUGGGGAUGCCAUGCGAGUGUCACUAUUGUUAUCACACCACACUAUAAUGAGGGAGUUAUUUUGGAAAUGGUGAACCAAACCUUGAACAGCUGGUAGGAUUUUGGCAGGUUGAGAUGGAGCACAGAGUAUGUUGUAGGAGAGGAAGCAAGUCAAGUGGAGGGACAGACGGGAAAUGCGAGGCAUG
Equus quagga is the source of this 4990-nucleotide messenger RNA. RefSeq names its product CASP8 and FADD like apoptosis regulator (gene CFLAR). Gene Ontology annotation, molecular function: cysteine-type endopeptidase activity; protein binding. NCBI's taxonomy places the organism in Eukaryota, Metazoa, Chordata, Mammalia, Perissodactyla, Equidae. Gene Ontology annotation, biological process: negative regulation of extrinsic apoptotic signaling pathway via death domain receptors; proteolysis. The record is from RefSeq and is a predicted model, not a curated record. The transcript is spliced from 10 exons. The coding region runs from base 2240 to 3772 and encodes 510 amino acids.